CUGAAAAGUUCAAAAUACUAGACAUUAAACAAAAGCAAAGUUGACAGCUUUCAGGUUAAUAGCAAAGCGAUGAAUUCCACAUACAACGCUGCAACGAUUAUGGGUAAUCAAACUGCUGGUCAGGUUGAAUAUGAUUUUAAUUGCAUGGCUGUUGUUUUCUGUUCCACUAAUUUCACCACUGAAUGUGAAAACGUGACUCUGAAUGCUUGCCCAGCGUGUAACAUGCGGUAUGCAGCUAUCUUCAUUACUUUGCUUCUCAUACUUGGAUUCAUGAUAGUGGCGGGAAACGUCAUCAUAAUUAUUAGCACCAGAUUCUUAAAACGUCAAUCAAAAGUUGACGUCAUACGCACGUCAUUGGCCGGGGCAGAUAUUUUAACAGGUUUGAAUAUAUUCACUGUGGUAGUCUAUCACUUUGUGAAAACUCUUAACUGGACUGCUGCUGAGUUGGUGCAGUACCAAGCAUCGGUGGUGAACACCGCACCUGCUGUGAUAGGUGCUGUUGUGUUUGUCUUUACUGUCACAUCAUCAUUGUACCACCUUCUGCUGCUAAGCUGCGAACGUCUGUACGCGAUACAGUGGCCAAUCAGCUACAAAUUACAAAGUCGCUCUUCACUGCAUCGUGUUCUGAUUGGCGUUUGGAUUGUUUCAGCCGUUACAGCUUCGGUACCUGGGUGGUUUCCGAAACGCUUUGUGUUUAACUACUUCCCAAGCUUGUUUGUGUACUAUCCGUAUAUCAACCUAGUCGAUGCAAGAAAAAAUAUCGACUCGGUCAUUGUUCUUAUGGGAAUAUUUAUAGUUCUGCCUUUCGUUUUAACGAUGUUGAUACUGACAACGACCAUGUGUAUUGGACACCUACAGUUUAAAAAGUCGAAACGGUUGGCCAACCAUGCCAGAGCCAGCAACAUGAAGAAGGAAUUAUCUAUGAUUGUACAUUUAAGUACCAUGAAACUUGGAUUUUCAGCCACCGUCAUUCCCAUCGUGGCACUAUCAAUCGCAUACUUCACUCUUAGAAAGAGCUGUGCGGAGAUAGUUGCACCAACCGCAGCUUGCUUUUAUCUCAGCAUGGGCAACAGUUUGGUCAACGUGGUGGUGUAUAGCCUAUUCGACAAGGAUUUUCGAAAAUGUGUAAAAAGCAAUUUAAGAUUACGCUGUCGUCUUUGCUAAACUGGCAUCAACUCACCAGCAAGCUUUAUACUGAAAAAGACACGAUAGCCGGUUUUACAGUCGUCUCUAUGGCUUACUAUACAAAAUUUAUUGUAAGCGAGAAUCGUUUACCAAACGCCAUUUUAUAUUCGUCAAACGGCUUAUUUGCAGCAGUUUUUUAUCA
Molecule: messenger RNA, 1327 nt
Organism: Ciona intestinalis (vase tunicate)
Lineage: Eukaryota; Metazoa; Chordata; Ascidiacea; Phlebobranchia; Cionidae
Source: RefSeq, a predicted model, not a curated record